Babesia bovis T2Bo is the source of this 810-nucleotide messenger RNA. Its product is annotated as putative integral membrane protein. The transcript is spliced from 2 exons. The record is from RefSeq and is a predicted model, not a curated record. The coding region runs from base 342 to 677 and encodes 111 amino acids. Lineage: Eukaryota; Apicomplexa; Aconoidasida; Piroplasmida; Babesiidae.
UAAACAGUUUCAUAUAUUGCUAUCGCCAAAUCAGAUGGCGUAAACUUCAUAAGAAAGGCACACAUUUAACCAUUUAUGCAUCUUUGAUAGAAGAACUAGACAUAUGAACCGUACCAACCUUUUGAAAACCAAUAGGUCCUUCCACUGCUUGAAUGAUGAUAUAGAUACGCGAUGUCUACAGCAGCGUAGUUGCCACAAAAUAGAGAGUGGGUAACAAGUUUCCGUGCAAAAAGCGCCAAAACCUCGUUUAAACAUCGCUGCACAUUUUGUUGUUGAAGGAAUGCACUGCAUUGUUCACCACUUCUAUAGACACUCCAAUCCGUGCGAUCAGUUAAAAGUAAAUGAUUAAAUUUCGUGGUCGUAUGUACCGCCUACUUGCUAGGCACAUUUUUCCUACACGAAAGGUAUUAUGUAGGACUAAAUUAUCGAACCAAAAUUCGGAAUAUCAACCAAACGUUCAUACGGAGGUUAAACACAGAGCGCGCGACUAUUAUUCCCGCAUGGAAAUAGCCACCUUAUUUUUGCAACCAUUAUCCAUAGUAAUCGUCUAUAUUGCAAUAGUGUGGAAUGGCUUCAAGUACUACUGUGAUGUUCGUUGUUUAGAUGAUUUAAUCAAGACAUUGCGGUGGAAGUAUACAUCAUACAAGUCUAUAAAAGGCACAGUAGAUGAUGAUUAACAUGCAAUAGAACAUUGGCAUAGAUUAUAACUACGGGAAUGUUUACUAUUAUCAGCGUCUAAAAAGACAAUACACAUGAAACUACGACUUUAUCUUCUCAUAUAUACUAACAGUUAGAAAUAAUAUAUUAGCG